This is a messenger RNA of Polychytrium aggregatum, 2373 nucleotides long. RefSeq lists its product as uncharacterized. The coding region runs from base 1 to 2187 and encodes 728 amino acids. NCBI's taxonomy places the organism in Eukaryota, Fungi, Chytridiomycota, Chytridiomycetes, Polychytriales. The transcript has 2 exons. The record is from RefSeq and is a predicted model, not a curated record.
AUGUCCUCGCAAGCCGAUCAGUCGUCGGUUCCUCCCUCUGCCUCCGCAACUGAACCUCCUACGCAGCCGACCGCCGGUCCUCCUCCCCCUCCUCCUCCUCCUCCGCCGCCGCCUCCACCUCCAUCCGAAACCACUUCGCAGCAGCCACAGCCUCCUGCUCCAACCGACUCGUCUGCCUCCACGACCGACCCUGCCAGCUCCUCGACAGACCAGUCCUCCGCAACCGGCAGUUUGCCUCUUCUGAGCUCGUCCAUCACUGCCCUCACGCAGCAGACUGCCUCUGCAACAUCGUCGCUGCCCGCCAUUGCGGGAGCCUCGGCUGCGACAUCGGCCCCUGCGCCCGCCCCUGCUGCAGCUUCCGGCCCGUUACCCAUUCCUGUCAUCAUCGGUGCAGGCGUUGGCGGCCUUGCUGCUCUCAUCCUGGCCAUCGCCGGUGUGGUCUUCCUCAUUCGCCGAAGACGGCAGUCCAAGCGCACCAUCGACUAUGAAAUGAAAGUGUCCUCUCCUGGCGCCCCCGGCACCUCCACUUUCUACCAAAACCUGCAGGACAGCGACAGCCCCUUCGCUGCCGAGUCCUCGAAAAUGCCGGGACCCGCCAUCGGCCAGGACAGAGAUGGCGGCUACGACCACACAAAGUCCAUGAUCAUCGACAACUAUGCGUCUUAUGAGAACCCGAACGACUCGCCCAGCGCCCCGAACCCCAUCGGCCCGACUGUCAACAGGGCUGGAAAGUCCACCGAGCGGUCCGGGCCCCAGGGCGGCAGCACGGACAUGAAGACACGAUUCCACCGUCCCAUGAAUGCCGCCGAGUCGGCUGCACCAGAGCUCUCUCCAGUCCGAUCGCAGCAACAGCAACAGCAACAGCAACAGCAACAGCAACAGCAACAGCAACAGCAACAGCAACAGCAACAGCAACAGCAACAGCAACAGCAACAGCAACAGCAACAGCAACAGCAACAGCAGCAGCAACAGCAACAGCAACAGCAACAGCAACAGCAGCAGCAGUCCCAACGCACUGACCAGUCUUACACUGGCGCCUCUCUCACAGGCGGCAUCCAGCACGAGAGCAUGUAUGCCCAACCCCAGGCCCAGGGCUCGUAUCCCGGGCGCCUUGGGGUCGAGUCUCUGUACAGCCUCUACUCGGACCCGUUUGUGGGUUCAGAGCCUGCUGCCGGCUAUGGCCAAGAUCUGGCUCGCGACUCGUUUGCACCUCGGGGUACUCCAGCCCAGAACCAGCAGCAGCAAUUCCAGCAACAGCAACAAUUCCAGCAACAACAACAAUUCCAGCAACAACAAUUCCAGCAACAACAACAAUUCCAGCAGCAGCAACAGUUGCAUGAACAACAUCAGUACGGUAUUUCACCCACCGCACCAAACAUGCCUGGCAGCGCUUUAGGUCGCAACCCUACCGCCAAGAUUCUCCGGGCCGGACCUGCCCAGCCCGCCGCUGAAGCCCGAGACUCGUAUAAUCCGCUCCAGUACCGCAGCGGCCGCUCUACGGGCUCGCCUGCCCUCCAAGGCCUCGCCGACAUGCAGCCCCGGACGCCAACGAGCCCCAUUCGCCCUUCGCCGUCCCAUGGCUCGCAUGCCGAUUCCGAGCAUUUCGAAGCCUUUGGGGUUCCCAAUCGACCACAGGCCCUCUUCCGACAGCAGAGCUCUGGCGGCGCUGCUGUCAACUCCCGUGUCAGAGACCAUUUGCCAGAAACCUCGCAGGACGGACAGCGCGGCCAGAACAUGUCUCCCUCGAGCCCGAUGCGCACACGUUCGCGAUCGGAGACGCUUUCGGAGGCAAGUGCCCCUGGCGUCGUAGCUGGAGACUACUCGCAUGAAGCCUUGCCCUCGCCGGCAUUGUUCGGACCGCGUGCGCCGCUGCAGAGCAGUGCCUCAACCUCGGUGUCGCCGCCUUCGCCCUAUGUCGGCUCGGCGAGCUCCAAGGCCCGCAAGCAAGCAAUCGGAAGCCCUCGUCCAUCGCUGCGCCCAGCCCCGCCCCCGCCCCCAGCUCCGAGCAUCAACCGCGAGCAGCAGCAGCUCCAGCAAGCCGUCGAGUCGCGCCAGCGAGCCCUGAGUCACCAAUUCCCCUCCAGCAUCCGCUCCGCUGAUCAACAGCAAUCCAGCGACCCUCCCAACAUCUAUGUGGCCCAGAAUCGCAACCGCUUCCAAGCCGAGUGGGCCGACGAUGAUGCCUAAUCCGAUGAAGGGAUCAAAUGCCCCCGCCUUUCUCGGACUGCAAAUCUGCGACCGGCCUCUGAAUCUCAUGACUCCUAUGCCUGGCCACCUUAACUAGAGCGCCCAGAGCAAACUCCCUCCAGGCCUGUCUAGAGCAGGCACAGUCCAAGUGCCUUGUGUCCUUUGCCACUACAAGUUUCACUCUUC